Molecule: messenger RNA, 468 nt
Organism: Macrobrachium nipponense
Lineage: Eukaryota; Metazoa; Arthropoda; Malacostraca; Decapoda; Palaemonidae
Product: mediator of DNA damage checkpoint protein 1-like
Exons: 2
Coding region: 1-468 (155 amino acids)
Source: RefSeq, a predicted model, not a curated record
AUGCGGUUUGUGGCCUCACUUGCCGUUGUGCCACCGGAGGCGGUGGUUACCUUCGCUGGCCUGAGGUCCUCUUCCCCUUCGGAUGCGUUUUUUGUGGCUCCACUUGCCGUUGUGCCACCAGAGACUGUUGUGCCACCGGAGGCGGUGGUUCCUUCGCUGCCUGAGGUCUCCCCUUCGGAUGCGGUUGUGGCUCCACUUGCCGUUGUGCCACCCGAGACUGUUGUGCCACCGGAGGCGGUGGUUCCUUCGCUGCCUGAGGUCUCCCCUUCGGAUGCGGUUGUGGCUCCACUUGCCGUUGUGCCACCAGAGACUGUUGUGCCACCGGAGGCGGUGGUUCCUUCGCUGCCUGAGGUCUCCCCUUCGGAUGGCGGUGUGGCUCCACUUGCCGUUGUGCCACCAGAGACUGUUGUGCCACCGGAGGCGGAGACUGUUUUUGUCCACCGGAGGCGUGGUUCCUUCGCUGCCUGA